AGGGGAAAUGAAUCGCGGCUCCGUGUGGCAGUGGUGCCCAUCACUUUCUCUCUCUAUAUUCCAUUCUCUCUCUCUCUCUCUCUCUCUCUCUCUCUCUCUCUGUCUCUAUUUCUCUCUCUCUCCAACGCAUCGUUAGAAUCGCAGAGGUGUCGCAAAUUCCAGGUGAGUUUUGGAAAUCGCAGCGCAGGUUCAUUCUUUGUGGUUAUUGGCUCAAUUCGAGUUGCGGAACUUGCAAAAUGUCCGAUGAAGAUGUUCGGAAAGUCUCACUUCAGGAUAUACAGUUGGUACAGAAUCUUAUAGAAAGGUGUCUUCAGCUUUACAUGACUCAGAGAGAAGUUGUGAGUACCUUGUUAGAUCAGGCAAAAAUCGAGCCUGGCUUCACUGAACUAGUGUGGCAAAAACUUGAAGCCGAAAAUCAAGAAUUCUUCAGGGCAUAUCACUUGAGGUUGAUAGUGAAGGGGCAAAUAAUGAGAUUUAAUCAGCUGCUCCAGAGACAGGCUGAGCUAAUGCACCAAAUGCACCAGGCAGGAGUUGCUCCCCUUCCUAAUUCUAAUGGAUCUCAGAUUCAUUCUUUGCACAACUCGGCUUUCCAAGCCCCGCAACCUACUGGACCGCUUGUAAAGCAGGAAACCUUGCACCAAGCUAUGAACAUAAUGCCGAAUGUAUACACAAACGGUGCAUCCUCUUUACAAGCACACGCUCAAAUUCCAGUCAAUAUGUCGGGGCAUGUUGGAAGGAUGGAUGUGACAGGAAACAUGCUAUUGAGUCAGAACUCAAAUGUGGGAAUGAUGCAAGGAGUCAACGGGGUGAUGGUUAAACAGGAGGGCAGCUUCACAGGGGAUUCUCCAUUUAUGUUUGGUGCGGACAACGCUUUUCCAGAACCCCGUAAUUCCAUUGGAGAACCUUCGGUUUCCCCUUUCGGAAGCACCGAGGCUGGGUCAGGAACGAUGAAUGGGGCAAUGUUGGACCCUGAGGCGAACUCAUAUGGGUUCCUUGGACAGAUUCCGCGAAACUUCAGCUUAUCUGAUCUCACAGCUGAUUUUUCUAACAGCACUGCAGACAUACUCGAGAGCUAUUCGGGAUCUCCAUUCCUGGGAGCCGAUACAAACUUCAUGGAUCCUCAAAUCAGGACCGAACAACCAGACAUGAAGAGGUUGGACACAAUAUCGGAGGGCUUGAGUUAUGAGGAUUUCGGCAGCGACUGAAUGCGUUACUUCUAUGGAUGGAUACUCGGUGACGAGUCAAGAGGUUUCUGUAAAUAUGUGGCAAGAAUUAGAGAGCUACACUAAUUGAAGGUACGGUCGAUUGUUGUUCCCUUUGCAAUGAUUAUUAUUAUUAUUAUUAUUAUUAUUAUUAUUAGCUGUAACCGAUGGAAACUCUAGAUUUUAGGAUUUAGGUGCGACUACUAAGCUUUUUCGCCUCAGGUGAGUAGAGAAUUUGUCUGAUUUGUGGCAAUCAUGUUUGUUUGUAUGUUUUUUAGCUGAGUUUGUCUUAUGGGGAUUUAUGCAAGUAAUUAUUAUCGGUAAGUAAUUUGCAAUUGUGUAAAAUAUCCUCUCUCUCUCUUUUUCUUUUUCUUUUCUCUCUCUAUGGCUUUUGUGUUGAAAAAUGGAGAUUUCAUUUGACCCCGUA
Andrographis paniculata is the source of this 1629-nucleotide messenger RNA. RefSeq lists its product as uncharacterized. Bases 237 to 1205 code for a protein of 322 amino acids. The record is from RefSeq and is a predicted model, not a curated record. The transcript is spliced from 8 exons. Lineage: Eukaryota; Viridiplantae; Streptophyta; Magnoliopsida; Lamiales; Acanthaceae.